CAGGACUCACUGACUGCCGGGGGAGGGAGGGAGGCUGCUGCACGCAGUUAAUUAGUGAGGAAGAAGAAGAAGCGGCAGGACGGGACGGGACAGCGCACCGCCCCCUCCAAACUGCUGCGGGCUCCGGCUACAACCGCAGCCAACCCUCCGGACUCCAGCUCGACAGUUUGGAGUUUUGAGGCUGCUGAAGGAAAGUUUACGCGUCACAGUCUGAUUGUAGAGAGGAUUUAACGCAGACUGGUGGAUCUUUGUUAAGUGUAGUCUAAAGUCUAUUUUGAGUAGGCUAGUGUUUUUAAGCUUUGGAGUUUCGGUUUGAAGUUUUUGGGUCACAGAAGAAAAGCAAUGCAAUCGCGUGGAUCCGUGCGGAGAAGUGUUUUUUAACUGAUCCGCGCGGUGCGCUAGUGUCAGCACCGAACCCUCCAUCACCCCAGCGGGGCAGAGGGAAAGUAAGAAACCACCUGUUGUGAAAGUUUCCUGGAGCCUCUCACGGAUAAACACGAGCUGCUAAAACAAGACACCGGACGGAGCCGAGUGGGAGACGCGCAGAGAGCGGAAUGCGGUUUUUACGCACGGAGCAGCCGCAGAUUCCGAGAAGGGGCUCCUCUCUAAUGAGUGAUAAUCUCCGCACACAUCUCUCCGGGCUCCGUGUUGUGUGUUGGCAGUGAAAAUGUUGCCAUGGUGCCCCGGGCUCAGAUGAGCUGGACCCCGGAGCUCCGGUCGGGAUGGCUCGGGAGGACGCGGUGAGGUGUCUGCGCUGUCUGCUGUUCGCGCUCAACCUGCUGUUCUGGCUGAUGUCAGCAUGUGUGCUGGGAGUGGCAGCCUGGAUCAGAGACCCCCUGAACACCGUCCUGACCCUGACAGCCCACACCAGGUUGGAGGAAGCAGCCAUCCUCACUUAUUCUCCAGCUGUUCAUCCUGUCAUCAUCACUGUGUGCUGCUUCCUCAUCAUCGUGGCCAUGGUGGGAUACUGCGGCACGCUCAGAUGUAACCUGCUGCUGCUGUCCUGGUAUUUCUGCAGCCUGCUGGUGAUCUUCUGCGUGGAGUUGGCGAGCGCUGUGUGGACCUACGACGAGCCCGCAGUGCAGCGCUCUGACAUGAUCAGCCUGAAGUCUCGGAUGCCCAACUUCGGCCUGCAGCGUUACCAGUGGCUCACACACACCUGGAACAGCUUCCAGACAGAGUUUAAAUGCUGCGGGGUGAUCUACUUCACCGAUUGGCUGGAGAUGACAGAGAUGGAGUGGCCACCUGACUCCUGCUGCUCCAAUCAGUAUCCAGGAUGUGCUCGCCACGCCCACUACCACGACCUCAGUGACCUCCACCAAGAGGGCUGCGGUCCAAAGAUCUACAGCUUCAUUCGAGGGACGAAGCAGCUGCAGGUGUUGCGUUUCCUGGGCGUGUCCAUCGGCGUGGCUCAGAUCCUGGCCAUGGCGCUCACCCUCACGCUGCUCUGGGCGCUUUAUUACGGGCGAAAGUCUCCGGAACUGGACUCUGCAACACCGCCGCCGCCAGAUGACUCCACCCCCCUCACGGUGACACAUGGACCCUCAGCUGAAGCGUCCAAGACAGGCUGCAACCGCACAGAUAGAAGCUGCACUAGCACGGCCGCCGCCGCCACCGCCGCCGCCGUCAGGCCGAGUGGACUCCAGUUUGAGAUGGAGCGUCUGUCGUAGCCUGAACUCAGCCGAGGAAUCCAAAAGAUAUUCUGGUCUUCUUCCAGUGGUUUAAUCCAUCGUUUCUGUCAGAAAUAAUAAGCUCAGACCCGUCCUCCCCAAAUCUUCACCUUCGGUUUUAUUUCACCCGGGACUGAGCGUUUGCUUCCCGACUGCUUCGUUUCCUGUCUGAUCUUCUGUCAGUGGCGUCACCUGGAGAUACAAGCUUUUUAUUUCUGACAGAAACGAUGGAACAAACUACAUAAAUGUGACGGAGUUAUGAGUCGCUGCAGAUUUGAGGAGCUGACUCUGCAGAAACCCGGUGGAUUCUGGGACUUGUUGCUUUUCACUGGACGCCGUUAUGAACCGAAGCACUAAAGGAAACGACCACAGAAACUUUGGCUUGGUCACCACUAAAGAGACACUUAACAGACAGACUGUUAAAAAAAGCUUUUCAGCCAGAGUGUCAGAACAAGACGGCGUUGUUGCUGGUGGCGGCGUGUCAGGACCCACUGGAACCUCAGCACACGUGCUCAUCAGAGCUGUACUCGUGAAAAUGUGCAUGGUGUUGAAUGAUGAAUAAUAUUUGUUAUCGAAGCGUUUGAUCGUUUUCCCACUGGAAUAAAAACCGAGCAUUAAAGCAGGA
Micropterus dolomieu (smallmouth bass) is the source of this 2295-nucleotide messenger RNA. It is a transcript of the gene tspan12, whose product is annotated as tetraspanin 12. Gene Ontology annotation, cellular component: membrane. NCBI's taxonomy places the organism in Eukaryota, Metazoa, Chordata, Actinopteri, Centrarchiformes, Centrarchidae. The coding region runs from base 723 to 1670 and encodes 315 amino acids. The record is from RefSeq and is a predicted model, not a curated record. The transcript has 7 exons.